Molecule: messenger RNA, 2585 nt
Organism: Harpegnathos saltator (Jerdon's jumping ant)
Lineage: Eukaryota; Metazoa; Arthropoda; Insecta; Hymenoptera; Formicidae
Product: trafficking protein particle complex subunit 12
Exons: 2
Coding region: 186-1790 (534 amino acids)
Cellular component (GO): Golgi apparatus; TRAPP complex
Molecular function (GO): protein binding
Source: RefSeq, a predicted model, not a curated record
AUCAUCCGAUCUGUCGUUAUCAAGCACGUGACCUGACACGGCCCAUCUCUAGAAGCAGCUACCCCGUGCAGCGGACAGCUACAUAACCUCAAUCCCGAGUUUGACAGUUCUCCUCAGUGUAAUACGUUUUGAUUUCUCAGUCGCAGAUGCAUAUCCAACGACUCGGCGCGAGAUAACCUGCAAUUAUGGCGGAGGAUAACGCUGCAGCGUCCAAAGCAAAAAUCGAACGCGCGGAGGUUAACAACGAGGACAAUGAGGUGGAUAUCAGUCGUUACUUCAACGACGCACCGCCGACGAUCUUCGACGAGAUCGUCGCGCCGAAGAAGCCCGACUACUUCAACGUGCAGUCAGCCUCAGUGAGUCGCGUUUCGGAUUACGCUUCCUUGUCCGACGGCACGUCGAGCGUGCCUUUUUUCAACUCGGACCCCCUGCGAACAUCCGUCAACUCGUUGCUGGAGCCCGCUGAGCGAGUCGCCGAGCAUAGCGCGUCGAACGACACACAUCGCGACGCCUGGAUUCCAUCGGAGCACACGCGGAAGAUCCUGCGGUCCAUCGCGACCACCGCCGCUGGCAGCAACCACCUGGAACGCGAGAACCUCACCAUGCCAGGUCUGGCGGUGCACGGCGACAUGCCCGACCCCAUCAAGAACGCGUCCAUCCACUUACUCGGCGAGGACGAGAACAUUCACAGGAACGUGCUCACCGCCUCCGACGUGACGCAGGACGAGCGUGGUCUGAGGAAUCUGAUCCAAGCUGGCUGCUACCGUGCAGCUGUCAAUCUGUCCGGCAGGUUAUUGGCAAUCUAUGCUCAAGGUUACGGCAAGAUCAACCAGCCCAGUAAGCACACUCCUCACUCCUUGCAGCUGUGGUACACGAGACUUUCGCUGUUGGCUAAGCUUAGGCAGUUGGAGGUGCUAGAGAACGAGUCGCGGCCGUUCGGCAAUCUAGACAAGCCCGAUAUGUACUUCAGGUUUUAUCCAGAAUUGUACGGCACCAGGUCAGGCUCAAUGGCGUCGUUCGCGUUCAGACUACUGUUAGCGGAGAUUCCAUCUUACUGCGGUAAGCCAAAGCAGGCGUUGGACAAUCUGUACAGGCUUCUCGCGACCGUCAGUCAGAUCGUGGCGAACCUUCAAAUGGGUCUACACGGUGAAGGCACGCGGACGAAGAUUAGCGAGUCCGAACAGCAGGAUGCCAUGCGACUAUGGGCUGCCAGGAAGUCCAGAAUCCUCAUCUCUGUUGUCAACUGUGCGAUAAGCAUGAAGAAUUACGUCCUCGCGAUAGAGAUCCUGGAAGACUUGUGCAGGUUACCUGACUGGAGCGCUGAGCAGGUGGGGAUCUUGAGGUCGGCAAUAGGAAGGGUGCAUCUGUUCCUCGGGGACGUCUCCGCGGCGGAGAGAUAUCUCGUCCGCGACGGGAAGGAAGAGAGGACGUCGAGUGUCCGGGAAUUGGUGGAUAGCGGACUGAUGGCGGUCGCGCAGAACGCCUUCCAAGAGGCCUACGGCUGCUUCCAGUCCGCCUCGGCGAUGGAUCCGUCCAAUGUGAUGCUGAUUAAUAACAUGGCCGUAUGCCUGCUCUACACCGGUCAGCUGAAGGCCGCUGUGCGACUGUACGAGAGUCUCGUCGGUAGGAAUCCGAUCAAGAGUCUGCAGGAGCCGAUCCUAUUGAACAUGUGUACGUCCUACGAGCUCCACACCACGCACUGCAAGCAGACCAAGCUGCACCUGCUGCGCCAGCUCAACAGAUACAAGGGCGACGCGGCGGAUAUUCUGUGUCUGAAAUUAGCAAUAUGAUGUUAGUACGGUGUACAGUUGUUACUGUUUCAAUGUUAGCGCGAUCUGGAAUGCCGGUUCCGUCAUUCCUGACUGUAAUAAGUUCUAGCUGAAAAUUUGCGCAAAGGUGGAUCUCGUCCACACCACUGCGCACAGACACACAGUACACAGACACAAACCGGAACAGUCGGAGCUUCGACAUCACCACGUUGAGUUAUUUAUUGCUUUUUCUUCUUUUUUUUUCUCUUUCCGUUCGAUGCGACCGCGCACGGACUUGAGUCGCGAAGCGUUCAGCCUCAGGGAAGGUGUAAUCGUUGUGAUAUAUUGAGAGAGAAUAAAAGUAUAAUGUUUAGUUAUACAAACGCCUGCGGAUUCUUUCUUUCAGAGCUCCGAACCCUCGUCACGUCACGUCACCGUCUCCUUCCCACAUCUAUUCUGCCCGGUAGUUCAUUUCGGAUUCAGGACGAUUUUCAAGGAUCGCACAUAUAUGAUACGAAAUACGAUAUAAGCGCAGCAGACAAGAAACACAACACUGGAACGUCAAAGUAAAAUAGCCUUUAUUACAUCGUGAAACGAGGACAAUUUAACGAACGUUCAACAAUUGCUAUAGUUUUCUCUCCCCCUCACACUCAUUCUCUCUCACUCUCUCUCGCUCUCGCCAUACACACGUGUCGUUGAACACGUAUGUGUUCAACCACGCGUUUUUCGUCUUUCUCUGCUUCUCGAUCUAUCUGCUCUUUUAUUACUUUUUCUUUUUAUUCGAAAGAAUACGAGUAGCGCGCCGUAGCGUACUCCGAAAAUAUAUAUAAUAAUCGG